UAUUUGCUUAGAGGGUAAAAUAAAGGCAGGAACACACCAGACAACAUAAAUUAAACAACAAUUUGUUAAAAAUCUCCAACGCCAGGUUUCACUUCACAUUCCCAGAGAGACAAAACAAAACAAAAAUGGAAGACAUGAAGAAGAGAAAGAUGGACGAGGGAAGUAACAAUGGUUCUGGCGAAACAUCAACCACACAAGAUUACCUUCGUUCACUACUUGACCCUCUUAAUAAAUCCCAGCUUGUCGAUCUUCUUUCUAGACUAGGGUCCCAAUAUCCUUCAAUUGCAGAAGAAAUUAAAGGUCUUGCCAGUGCAGAUCCUGUCCAUCGAAAGCUUUUUGUCCGUGGCUUGGCCUGGAACACCACCUCAGAAACCUUGUGUGCUGCAUUUCAAAUGCAUGGCGAGAUAGAAGAAGGAGCUGUGAUCUAUGACAAAGCGACAGGAAAGUCACGUGGCUAUGGUUUCAUUACAUACAAGCAUAUGGAAUCAGCACAAAGUGCACUAGGAGCACCCAGCAGAUUGAUUGAUAGUCGGAUGGCUGUCUGCAAUCUAGCUUGUGAGGGAUUAACUGGUGCAAGCACUACACCUGAUCUAGCCCAGAGGAAACUCUACGUUGGGGGUUUGUCGCCAGAGAUCUCAAGUGAGAUGCUGCUUAAUUUUUUUGGAAGAUAUGGGGAUAUUGAGGAAGGCUCAGUUGCGUAUGACAAAGAUACUAAUGAAUCACGUGGGUUUGGUUUUGUUACAUACAAGACAGUGGAGGUUGCAAAGAAGGCCAUAGAUGAUCCACACAAGUUGUUUGGGGGAAGAACAAUCAUUGUGAAGCUUGCUGAUACCCACAGGAGCAAAACAGUACAAACGCAUUUACCAGCACCCAUGGUUCCCCUACAAGUACCAAUGGGAGCAGGUGGAUAUGCACAGCCAGGUAAAGCACCCGCUGGCGGUGGUGCCCCUGUUGGUUAUCCUUAUCCUCAAACUGUAGCUCCAUAUCCAGCUUCUUCAUACCCUAAUCCUCCAGUUGCACCUGCUCCAUACCCAACACAAACUCAGAUUUCUUAUGCACAAGUUCCAUCGAAGAAAGAACCAUUAGGGCAUUCACCAGCACCACCUGUCGGAAUGGGUGGCUACCCCCCCUAUUACUACCCUAAACAGUGACCUAUUCUCACUGCAAUUUCAGUGCUACUAAGGCCUAUGCCUCCCUAAUGUGGUACUUUUUAUGUUGUCAAGUGGAGCUGUGGAUGGCUCCAUGAGACAGUAGCUGUUGAGAGGCUCAGAAAGGCAAACAAAGUGAAAUUUUGAUACUAGAUGAUUUUUAUUUUUAUUUUUAUUUUUAUUUUCGUUUU
Molecule: messenger RNA, 1339 nt
Organism: Populus trichocarpa (black cottonwood)
Lineage: Eukaryota; Viridiplantae; Streptophyta; Magnoliopsida; Malpighiales; Salicaceae
Product: UBP1-associated protein 2C
Exons: 6
Coding region: 126-1151 (341 amino acids)
Molecular function (GO): RNA binding
Source: RefSeq, a predicted model, not a curated record